Molecule: messenger RNA, 1305 nt
Organism: Rhodotorula toruloides NP11
Lineage: Eukaryota; Fungi; Basidiomycota; Microbotryomycetes; Sporidiobolales; Sporidiobolaceae
Product: Endonuclease/exonuclease/phosphatase domain-containing protein
Exons: 2
Coding region: 1-1305 (434 amino acids)
Molecular function (GO): catalytic activity
Source: RefSeq, a predicted model, not a curated record
AUGCCAAAAGCUACGAACGCACUCAAACACGCUGCGAAACACACCAGAUGGACUCCGACUACUCGCCCAGUCGCUCACUCGCACGCUCACUCCCCCUCGCAAUCUUCAUCAGUGCGAACGCCUACUCCUCGCUCGGCAGCUCGUAGUCAGCCAGGAAGGGACGAGUGGGCACUGUCGUGGCUGCAAAGGUGGGACAAGGGCAAGGCAAAGUGGAUCAGGGUCGACGAGGGCGCUUUACCCGUCGACGCUCCUCUCCUCCCCCCUCGAUCCUCGCACACCCACCCCCGCCUCUCAUUCAUGACCUACAACACCUUCUCCUCCUCUCCCACUCACACUCGCGCCCAGUCACUAGCCCUCGCAUCGCUCAUCUCAGACUCAGGCUGCGCCUUUAUCGCACUCGAGGAAGUCUCCGCCCCGUUCUACCGCUUCCUCCUCGCCCAACCUUCCUUCCGCGACUCUGGGUACGCAGUCUCGACGCCUGAGAAGUACUGGCACAUCAGUGGUCGAGGGAGUCCGAAUCGAGGGAAGGAAGGAGCGAGGGAGGCCUGUGUCGUGCUUGUCAAGGAGGGGUUGCUGGGACGGGGAAGUGAGGUGAGAGUGGGGAGGCUGGGGAGGGGGAGAGAUGAGGGCGGGAAGGCGGCUGUUGGCGUGCGGGUGUUCAGUGGGGGGAGGGAGGUGCUCCGACUCGCCACCUCGCACUUCUCCUCCCUCCCCUUCAACGCCUCCCUCCGCACACGCCAAUUCCGUACCUGCCUCUCGUUCCUCUCGCAGCGCUCCGCCUCAUCCACCAGCUCCGACGCCACCUCUUCCUCGUCAAUGCGAGAAGUUGCAGCGAAGCCAGUCUGCGUUUUGUUGGGCGACUUCAACGCCUCGAACGGCGCGGAAUUCGACUCGCUCACAUCCGACUCUUCGCUCGCUCUCGUCGAUGCUUUCGACCUCUUCUCUGCGCGAUCGCACUCGAGCUCUCGCUCAAAGGAGAGCAAGAAACGCGCUCGCUCCCAGCGCGAAGACGGAGCAGGCGCAGGCGACUCGGACUCAUUCCGCGCCCCUCCAACGUUCGGCCAUCUCUACCCCUGGAUCCGCCCACCCUCGACACUCAAAACCCGCACUCCGAAGCCGCGCAAAGUCCGCCGCAUCGACCGGGUGUACAUCUCCCCCUCGUCCGAGGUCAACGUGCGUGGGUACGAGCAUCGAGGAGGUGAGCCGCUCGAGGGCGAGACGGACGGGUGUGGGAGGGAUGGAGGGAUGUUUGCGAGCGAUCAUGAGGCCGUUGUCGUCGAGGUGGAGUUCGUGGUGAAAUGGUGA